Molecule: messenger RNA, 576 nt
Organism: Penicillium olsonii
Lineage: Eukaryota; Fungi; Ascomycota; Eurotiomycetes; Eurotiales; Aspergillaceae
Source: the annotation of a GenBank genome assembly
AUGUCUCUUAAGCGCAAAGCUUCGUUCACAGCCCUUCCGAACAGCCCUUCGGUGCCUGCCCCCAGUGAAUGGAACAUGGCAUUGGAUGGAAACACCCACCUACACAGUCGUACUCGAAAGCGCUUCAGAGACGACCGCCCCUGUGAAAAUGUCAUCUACCAAAACACCCUACGAUGGAUUUACUCCGCCCAAAAGCAACAGCAGCCACAGGCGACCGAAGACGAUACAAUGGAUUCCGAGCCGACCGUUGAGCCCGAGGUUGUUGAUCCCCGUCAGCAAACGUUACACCAGUUCUUCAAAGCUCCCCAGCAAUCAUCAACUUUCCGGCCAUCCCGCCAGGCUCUUGCACCUCGUGCGAAUGAAACAGCUCUAGCAGAAGAAGAAACGCGUUAUCGGGCAUUCAAUCAGAUGAACGGGGCAGGCAGCUCAAGCGCCAGUGAAAGCAAUAGCCCUGGGUAUACCCAAAUGGGCGCUGAUGUGGACAUGGAUAUGGACAUGGACACGGAUUGUGCAAGUGGGAGUGACGCGUCCAACCAGAUGCCUAACAAUUGGAUGGGACGAACGGCGUGGAUGUAG